This is a messenger RNA of Sparassis crispa, 402 nucleotides long. RefSeq lists its product as hypothetical. The transcript is spliced from 6 exons. The record is from RefSeq and is a predicted model, not a curated record. Lineage: Eukaryota; Fungi; Basidiomycota; Agaricomycetes; Polyporales; Sparassidaceae. Bases 1 to 402 code for a protein of 133 amino acids.
AUGUCUUCGUGGGGUGAUACAGCGUUUGGGACGUAUACCCGUCCCGUCUCGUUACUGCUUGGCAUUGAGGUCUCACCUCUGGUUUCUCGGCUUACAUCAUCGAUGGAAGCCCUGGCGCUCAACGAAAUGGCCGUGGCAAUGGUUGAAGCUCCUUCGAUCACGGUGUUCGAUGGCUUCGGCGAUGGGUCGACAUCUGGAGACCUGGACAAUCAAGACUUGACUCCGAUCGACGCGGGCGGCCAGAUGGUGCUGGCGGCCCCCGACGACGACGACGACGACGACUUUGUGUGGCCAACCUCACCACGCCCACAGCCGGUGUCUUUACCGGACAUAUUGUCCGAUGUUCAGCAGGGUUUCGCAUGCAAUGAGCUCCCACCCAUUGACAUAUCUCUGUGGAGGUAA